GACUCGACUCGACUGAGUUCACAGCUACAAAUACGACGUCGUCGCUAUCUGUACGUUCUUCUCGAUUCUCAUCCCUCUUCUUCCGAUUGAUUUAGGUUUUAGGUUUCGAAUCAACGGAUUUGAAAGAGGGAAAUCAGAACCAAAGCCGAGUUCACAAAUUGUGGUUUCCGUCAAUCUAGGGUUUGAUUGAUCAUCUGAUCGAGCUGUAUUUGUUCUAUGAUCCUCUUAUUGCCUCGAAUCAAUCGAACAUCGUGAUAAAUAGAGACAGCCAGACUCCCGUGGUUCUUUGGGAUCUCAAUUCUCAGCAGUAAUCAUGGAAUAGUUGGUGUGUUCAGAAUGAAAGAAGAAGAGGAAGAUAGAGCUCUGUUAAGUAGUCUUGGCGUCACAUCAGCAAACCCAGAAGAGAUUGAAUAUGAUAUAUUAGAAGAGGCAAGAAACCAUGCUGAACAAGUGGGAGGAACUGCGGAUGAUGAACAUCUUGAGAGACGACAAAGCAAUGAACCAUCAUGCACCGGCAGAACGGAUGUCCUUAAUAAAUUAAGAGCCAUAAAUGUCGAAAUAAAUGCUGUUGCAAGUACAGUUGAAGAUGUGAAGAACUUUUCAAAAGCUGAAGAACAUGUACACAGCAGUGAUGAUGAGAACGGGUUGGGGGAUUUAGAUGGAGAACAAAGCAUCCUGCAGGCUUCUUCCAAUGAUCUGACCCUUCAGCAUGCUCUAGCAACUGAUCGACUGGAAAGCCUGAAGAGGACGAAGGCUCAGCUCGAGAAACAAUUUGCAAAUUUGGGCAAUGAGGGCUUUCCAGAAGGUAGUAAGCAUGCAAAGGUCUUGCAAUCUAUUGUCAAGGAAGAGCCAAAUCACAAGCGAAAGCAGAAAGAAAUCCCAAAAACAAAUAAGAAAUUGAAGAAACGGCAUAAAACAGUGGCCUUCAAUGAUGAUGGUGAUUUUGAUGCAGUUUUAAAUGCAGCCUCUGCAGGAUUUGUUGAAACAGAAAGGGAUGAGUUGGUUCGAAAAGGAAUUCUAACCCCGUUUCAUAACCUCAAAGGAUAUGAACGUCGCAUCGAAGAACCAGGACCAUCUCAUACAAUUGAAGAAGGCGAUAAAGGCAAUGAUCUUUCCUCUACCAGCAUAGCAAGAGCUGUUAAAUCAAUGUCAGAAGCUGCACAAGCUCGUCCUACAACGAAGCUAUUAGAUCCAGAUUCCUUACCAAGACUUGAUGCACCAACCCGUCCUUUUCAAAGACUUAAAACCCCUUUUAAAGUUCCUCAGUCCCAGGAGAGUGAGGGAGGAAAGUCUAAAGAUUCAAAUAGGAAAAAGAGGAGGCCUUUGCCUGGGAAGAGGUGGAGGAAGGUAGCAUCUCGUGAGGAUAAUUCUCUGGAAGAAAUUGAGGAUGCAAAAGGGUCUAGUGCUGAAGAAGAUAAUCAAGAAGGUGUUGAAGAUGUGGAAGGCGGUGAAGCUUCUUUUGUGACACUAGAAGGUGGAUUAAAGAUUCCAUCUUCUGUGUUCAGUCUGCUUUUUGACUAUCAAAAGGUGGGUGUACAGUGGUUAUGGGAGCUUCAUUGCCAAAGGGCUGGUGGAAUUAUUGGAGAUGAAAUGGGACUUGGGAAAACCAUUCAAGUCUUAUCUUUUCUUGGAGCUCUGCAUUUCAGUAAGAUGUACAAGCCUAGUAUAGUCAUAUGUCCAGUCACACUUUUGCGGCAAUGGAGGAGAGAAGCAAAGAAAUGGUAUCCAAGCUUUCAUGUGGAAAUAUUACACGAUUCUGCUCAGGAUGCUUCCUAUAAGAAGAAGCAAGCCAAGUCCGAUGAAAGUGAUUAUGAAACUACAUCAGAAAGUGAUGGAGGAGGAAGUUCAUUGCCAAGAAGCAACAAGAAGUGGGAUUCCUUGAUAAAUCGUGUUUUGAGAAAUGAAUCUGGUUUGCUGAUUACUACUUAUGAGCAGCUACGGAUCCUUGGAGAAAAGCUGCUUGACAUUGAAUGGGGUUAUGCGGUAUUGGAUGAAGGACACAGAAUACGAAACCCAAACGCAGAAGUUACUUUAGUUUGCAAACAACUACAGACCGUUCAUCGAAUUAUAAUGACUGGUGCACCUAUUCAGAACAGGCUAAGUGAACUGUGGUCAUUGUUUGAUUUUGUAUUUCCUGGAAAAUUGGGUGUUCUACCCGUAUUUGAAGCAGAAUUUGCAGUUCCGAUUUCUGUUGGUGGCUAUGCUAACGCAUCACCUUUGCAAGUAUCCACUGCUUACAGAUGUGCAGUUGUUCUACGCGACUUAAUCCUGCCUUAUCUUCUUCGAAGAAUGAAGGCGGAUGUUAAUGCUCAGCUUCCAACAAAAACCGAACAUGUCCUCUUUUGCAGCCUUACAUCAGAUCAACGAUCUUUAUACCGGGCAUUUCUUGCUAGCUCAGAGGUGGAACAAAUUUUCAAUGGAGACAGGAACUCCCUUUAUGGAAUUGAUGUAAUGCGUAAAAUUUGCAAUCACCCCGAUCUACUCGAGAGAGAACACGCUGCUCAGAAUCCCGACUAUGGAAAUCCAGAACGAAGUGGAAAGAUGAAAGUUGUUGCCCAGGUGCUCAAGGUGUGGAAAGAACAAGGCCACCGCGUUCUUCUUUUUGCACAGACUCAACAAAUGCUCGACAUUCUCGAGAAUUUCUUGAUUGCUGAUUGCUAUACCUAUAGAAGAAUGGAUGGUCAAACCCCUGUAAAACAGAGGAUGACUUUAAUGGAUGAAUUCAACAAUUCACCUGAUAUCUUCAUCUUCAUUUUGACGACAAAAGUUGGCGGCCUGGGGACGAAUUUAACUGGUGCCAAUAGAGUGAUCAUCUUUGAUCCUGAUUGGAACCCUUCAACGGACAUGCAGGCGAGGGAGCGUGCUUGGCGAAUUGGUCAAACAAAAGAUGUAACAGUUUAUAGAUUGAUAACCCGUGGGACGAUAGAAGAGAAAGUGUAUCAUCGACAGAUAUACAAACAUUUUUUGACCAACAAAAUUUUGAAAAAUCCACAGCAAAGACGAUUCUUUAAGGCUCGAGACAUGAAAGAUCUCUUCACAUUGAACGAUGAUAGAGAAAACGGCAGUACUGAAACAUCUAAUCUUUUCGGUCAGUUAUCCGAAGAUGUAAACGUCGUGGCCUCUCCUGCAAAUAACCAAGAUUUGCAAGGGUUAAACGGAUCAGCAAUUGUUAAAGAUGAUAAUGCUGCAACGGGAACCCAAAAGACGUCUAAAAAGAAAGAAAAGGGAACGACCGAUGAUAGCAAAGAAGGGGGAGGUGAGGAAACAAAUAUCUUGCGGAGUCUCUUUGAUGUUCAGGGGAUUCAUAGUGCGGUGAACCAUGAUGUAAUAAUGAAUGCUCACGACGAGGAGAAAGUGAGGCUUGAUGAGCAAGCUUCCCAAGUUGCACACCGAGCCGCCGAAGCACUACGCCAAUCACGAAUGAUUCGGAGCCGAGAAAGCAUCUCUGUUCCAACCUGGACCGGAAAAUCCGGAGCCGCUGGUGCCCCCGUAUCGACUGUAGUCCGGAAAUUCGGAUCAACCGUGAACUCCAAAUUGAUCACCAAAACCAAAACCGAAGAAAGAUCGACUAACAACCAAAAUAACUUCGUUGUUGGAGCAUCUGGCAGUAAAGCACUAUCGUCAUCCGAGUUACUUGCUAAGAUUCGAGGAACCCAAGAGCAAGCGGUCAGUGAUGCACUCGAACAUCAAUUGGGUGCGACUUCAAGUUCCGUUGGUAGAAACCGAUCAUCUAACAACUUGGGUGGGGCGCCACCGGAAGUUCUGAUCCGUCAGAUCUGUUCGUUUAUACAACAAAGAGGCGGAAGCUGUGAUUCCGCCAGUAUCGUGCAGCAUUUUAGAGAUCGGAUACCUUCGAAGGAUCUUCCCAUUUUCAAGUCUCUUUUGAAGGAGAUAGCAACGUUGCAAAGGAACCCGAACGGGUCCUCGUGGAUUCUAAAACCCGAGUAUCAAUAACACCAAUGGUCGGCUCGGCUUGGCUCUCUCUCGACUGCAACUUUAUCGGAUAUCGUCAGCGAAAAAUUUGGAGGUAAUUUUUUUACCACGAUUUAAGAAUUUUAACCCUGGGGUUUAUGCUGUUAGAACUCUUUUUAGCUGUUGAGAUCAUCGAUUCCUCCGAGUUAUAUAGAUUAAUUUGCCUUUAUAACCGU
Messenger RNA from Cynara cardunculus var. scolymus (artichoke), 4148 nucleotides. RefSeq names its product protein CHROMATIN REMODELING 8. Lineage: Eukaryota; Viridiplantae; Streptophyta; Magnoliopsida; Asterales; Asteraceae. The record is from RefSeq and is a predicted model, not a curated record. The transcript is spliced from 8 exons. Gene Ontology annotation, molecular function: ATP-dependent chromatin remodeler activity; ATP binding. Bases 337 to 3954 code for a protein of 1205 amino acids. Gene Ontology annotation, biological process: transcription-coupled nucleotide-excision repair. Gene Ontology annotation, cellular component: nucleus.